AUGUCAGAUCCACGUUCAUUGAUAGCAGAAGCAGAGAAGUUGGCUAAGCCAAAAACAGGAUUUAUGCUGUUUUUGUCUGGGUCCUCUAAUUCAUUCAGAUUAGAGGAGGCAACUGAUCUUUACAUUCAAGCGGCGAAUCAAUAUAGAUUAAAUAAAGACUUCAACCAGGCUGGAAAUCAAUUUGUUAAGGCAGCUGAUAUUCAAAAAGAAUUGUCUAAUCAUAACGAUGUUGCUAAUCAUUUAAUUGAAGCUUAUAAGUGUUAUAAAGGAGUGUCUCCUACCGAUGCUAUUGAUGCGUUAUCAAAGGCUAUCCACAUCUUUUUGACUCAAAAUGGACAAUUCAGAAGAGCAGCCAAUUUCACCAUGGACUUGGCUGAAUUAUACGAAUCAAAUAGUGACACAGACAAUGCCAUUAAAAGUUAUGAGCAAGCUGGAGACUAUUUCACCACAGACCAUGCGGAGGCCUUAUCUAACAAAGCAUACUUGAAAUGUGCAGACUUAAGUGCUUUGUCUGGUAAAUACCAAAAGGCGACCGAAUUAUAUGAUAUAAUUAUUAAGAACCUGUUGGGAAAUAAUCUUACUAAGUGGAACUUGAAAGAUUACUUUUUGAAGAGCAUAUUGUGUGUGUUAUGCUUGGAUGACGUUAUUGAAGCCCAGAAGAAGUCUGCUAGUUAUCUUUCUGAGGAGCCAUCUUGGGAAGCUACAAGAGAAUAUAGACUUAUCCAAGAUAUAUUUGAGUCAAUUGAACAAGGAGACGUACAAGCCUUCUCGGACAAGGUAUUUGAAUUUGACCAAUUUAGUAAGUUAGACAAAUUGAAGACUCAAUUAUUAUUAAAGGUAAAGAAUUCUGUAGUGGAGAAAGAAGAUGAUGAUUUGUUAUAA
Messenger RNA from Debaryomyces fabryi, 882 nucleotides. RefSeq lists its product as uncharacterized. The coding region runs from base 1 to 882 and encodes 293 amino acids. The transcript has a single exon. Gene Ontology annotation, biological process: intracellular protein transport; SNARE complex disassembly. The record is from RefSeq and is a predicted model, not a curated record. Lineage: Eukaryota; Fungi; Ascomycota; Pichiomycetes; Serinales; Debaryomycetaceae. Gene Ontology annotation, molecular function: soluble NSF attachment protein activity; syntaxin binding. Gene Ontology annotation, cellular component: vacuolar membrane; SNARE complex.